This is a messenger RNA of Apis cerana (Asiatic honeybee), 3150 nucleotides long. RefSeq lists its product as uncharacterized. NCBI's taxonomy places the organism in Eukaryota, Metazoa, Arthropoda, Insecta, Hymenoptera, Apidae. The record is from RefSeq and is a predicted model, not a curated record.
GUAAUUCUAUUUUCGUUUAAGAGGGCAUGUUAAUCUGCUUAUGUCUCGAAAGUCGAGUGAGGCUUCUAUAAUUUAAUUACGUAUAACAGUAUCAACAAACGUUCGAUAGCUAUGACGAAUUCAUUUAGUUUGUUCUGAACCAUUGGAACUACCACUACUUUUAAAACCUAUCUUCUUCUUUCGAGUAUCAUUCUACCACAAUUUUCUUAUAACGUUUUUUUAAGUUCUUUAGUAAUUUGCACUUAAGAUCUGCGCGCUAAAUCUUAAAAAAAAAAAAAAGCCAAGAAAGAAACCUAUUUCCAAGAGAAAUUUACGUACACAUGGAAGAUUCGAGUGAGAAACAAGAAGAGAAAGUGGAAAUGGAAGAUAAUUGUACCUUGGAAUCACGGAACGAGAAUGGAUUAUCCGUAGAAAAGAGCGUGAUCGAUACAGAGUCUUCGAAUCGAAUUAAUGAGCAAUCAGAGAUUGAUCAAAAUGAAAAAAAUACUACGGAAUGUCCGCAGAUCAUUGAGGAAAAUUUAAACUCGUCCAAAUCGAAAGAGACUGGGACGAAAACAAAGCGUAAAAUAAGAUCAACGCGUAGAAGAUUGAACGCUAUGAUUAAUAACUCGUCGUUACAUUUCUCUGACACCGAUUCAGAGGGAGAGUUAACUACGAUUAAUUCGCAAAUCAAACCUUUGAAUAACACGGAAAAACCGAUUAUUUCCGUCACAUCUGAAGUCAUAGAAAAUGAAAGCUCGAAUUAUUUAUCACUGGAUGAUAAAGAUUUCGUUAAGCGUAAUAAUUUCAUUGAAAAUAUGACAGACGUGGACGAAAUUUAUCCAAGCGAAUUAGAGAACGAAGAAAAAGAGAAUCAAGAUCAUCUUAAGAUUGUCAAUACUCCUUUCCAGACAGAAACGGAUUUUGAAGAUCUCGAAGGAGAAGACGAAGUGCAAUCACCUAUCCAUCUGAAACCAAGAUCUGAUAUAUUUUGCGACUAUAGCGGGGAAACGAUCACGACUAAGGAAGGUGAUGGACCAUUCUCCGUGGAAGUGCGAAAUAAAAUAUAUGGAGAGGAUAGUCCACGGAACGAGACUUGUGGCGCCACGCCAGACAUUGUGGUUAUGUCGAAUACUGACGAAGAAGACAUGGCUGUAUCCGGGGAUGAGGACGAGCAAGAAGCUUGUUGCAGUCAAAAAGAAUUAUUCGAAGAUUUGGACGUUCUUGUUGCGUCUCAAGUUAUUAUGAAAAAUAAAAUGGAGAACUUGUUAACUGUGAAAGAAAUCAGUGAUGACGGAACUAGCGAUUGUCAUACCGAUGUAGAAGACGUUGAUACGAUUGAGUAGAUUAUAAAUUGAAAAUCAUGUGGACGGUAAGAACACGAAUUUAAAGAGUCCGCUUUUUAACAGAUUAUUUCAUGUUACGCAAAUACUGUAAGAAUUUGAUCUGUAUUAGAUCUAGUUUAUUCUAAUUAAGUACUGAAGACGAUGCAAAUGCAUUGAAUAUUAUCUUGUAUGUUAAUCGAUAUUUAUUAUAAUAUAUACAUGUUAUUUUUAUUAUAUAUAUUAAAUUAUAGAGAAUAUGAAAUGAAUUUCAUACGACUCGAUAUAUUAUGUUGUUAUACAUAAUAUCUAUGAAAAAAAUAUUCUAUGAAUACUAAAGAAUUGCCUAUUUUAUAUUCAAUAUUAAACUGAGAAUAUUAAUAAUUUUAAAAAAAUAGAAAAAUAUAUAUGCAUAUAUAUGUUAAACUCUCUCUUAUAUAUUUAUAGGAUCCUAAAGUGAUUAACAAUGAUGUCUUAUCCUGCAUUUAUGUAAUUUUAAAUACAAAAGAUGUUUGUGCUGCAAUUAUAGAAAUAUAUAUUUUUCAUUAUAAUUUGGAUUAUUUUAUGACAAUACUACUUUAAGACAAAAAUAAAAUUUUAAAUUUUUUUCUGUAAUUUCUCAUAUAUCUUGGUUAACAGGUAUGUUAAAAUUUUCUUUUUUAUAUGAUAAAAAAGAACUCAAUUAAACCAUAAUAAAUCAUUUUUUACUGAUAUAUUAAUAUUUUUUUGCGAUUGUAUUUGAAAACAUAUAAAUAUUAAUUGACUGCAAUUAUUACGUACAUAAUAAACAUAUUUAUAUGUAUAAUCAAUUAGAUUCAAAAGUAAGAAAGAAAGACGAGUUUUCUAUUUUAAUAUUUUUAAAAUUUAAUUUAAUUAAAUAAAAAUAUUUUUUCAAUAUAUUCAUAUAUUAUUUUUGACAAAAUUAUUUAAAAAACUUUUUAAAAUAUUUUUGUAAUUUUAUAUUUAAUCAAUUAUCAAAUAUUGAAGCAUUAAAUGGCAUCUAUAUAUAUAUGUAUAUUUUUUUUAAUCAAAUUAUUUUCUAAAAUUAAUUUUCUAUGGAAACUUUUUCUUUCCUUUUUGCACCAUGCUUUGAGUACAAUUUUUAUUUGGACUUUAACAUAUCGAGUGUUUUAAUUAUAAAUCUUUUGAAAGAUUUGAAAUUGACUUGAAAAAAUUAACAAGAGAAAUUGUUAAAAACAGAUUAUGUAUACACAUGUCGCAAAAAUUAACCGACUAAAAUAUUUCUGCUUUAAUGUUAUCAUUUAAUAUUAACGCAAUAUUCUGUACUUACUUGCAGACAAAACUGCCGUCCUCAACAUUAUCAUAGACAACCGUAUGGGAUAUUAAUUUUAAGUCUCGAAGAAUACUAAUUAUAUUUAUAGAUAUUAAAAAAAAAAAAACAAAAAAAAAUAACAAAAAAAGAAAAAAGAACAAUUAAAGUUUAUAGAAGAAUUUAGAGUUAUAUGUAUUAUAUUAUAUAUCUAUAUAUUCCUGUGUGCAUGUUAAAAUUUUAAAGAGAAUUAACAAUGCCUCGAUAACCCGAGAGUUAUUUUUGAAAUUGUAUUUAUUCUUCUGAAAAAAAAGUAUUAUUGUUAUUAUGUACAGUAACAAAAAGUUUACGACAAUGUUGUAUCUCUAUUAACAUUUAAAGAAAAUGAAAUAAAAUAAAAGAGAGAAAAAAAAGAAAAAAAAAAUCGUGUUUACGAGUUGUACACGCUUGUAAAACUUUAAUCGCAUAAUCCUUAAUAAAAAGUUAAUAUUAACGCGAGAUUGUAAAUAUACGUGAGAGAAAAAUGUAUUUCAUUCAUUACAAUGUACCGUUAUCUAAUAAAAAGUAAUGUGAGAAUAA